Cylindrotheca closterium is the source of this 1596-nucleotide messenger RNA. The record is from the annotation of a GenBank genome assembly. Lineage: Eukaryota; Bacillariophyta; Bacillariophyceae; Bacillariales; Bacillariaceae.
AUGAGAAAAGCAGUUCAUUUCAAGAUAUUGAUACUAUGUGUCUGUCAUUUCGCAGCGUCAACGUUGGCGUUGCAACCAGCUGUUCCAAUUCAACCAGUGGGAUUGGCACGACAUCAUCAGAAACAAUCAUCCUCCACAGCAAGGUGGGCGCAAUGGAAGGACAACCGGAUGGAAGAAACGAGUCAGGUUUGCUCAUCUCCCAAUCCUUUGGUAAAACUUCUUCGGGAUGGUCCUGCAGUGGUCUUUGCAUCCAUGAUUAUCUUCUUUUCGGCAGCCUCACCAUCAUCUGUUGUCCCCAACAUGUCUUCGAUGGCGUGGGCAGAAACGGAAACGACUACGACAACAGUGACAACCGAAUCCAAGCUCUUGGAACCUUCUUCGAUAACCAAGGAAUCCUCCGUUAUUGAAGAAGUCUGGAAUUUGAUAAAUAAGUAUUACAUCGAGCGUUCCUUCAAUCAUCAGGACUGGAAUGCUGUGAAACAAAAGUACGUCGAUCCCAAUGCCAAGGUAGACAAUGAAAAGGCCAUGAAGUUGACCACCGAAAUGGUUCAGUCCUUGGGAGAUAAGUACACUCGUAUACUUGAUACUCAGCAGUAUGCAGCCAUUCAAAAAUAUGAUUUGAUUGGAGUUGGUGUCACUCUCAUGCCAAAUCCGCAAAAGGAAAUUAUUGUUGGCGGACCGCCGAUUGAGGGAUCACAGGCGGCCAAGGUAGGACUACUCCCGGGCGAUUAUAUCACAGCGGUCAAUGGCUUGCCCACUAGUGGCAGGACUGCAUUUGACAUUAUUGAUCAGAUUUCCGAGGCGCCCAAUUCCAAGACGGUUACCUUUACUGUGCGACGACAGGGAGACAAGGACUUGGCUGGAGAGGGAAGCAAGUUUGAUGUCACCAUGGAACGGCAAACGAUGCAAGUCAAGGAUCCCGUUCAAUACAAGCUCAGUGAGCAGCGUAAGGAUGGAACCAAUGUGGGGUACAUUCGAGUGAGCGAGUUUAAUUCUUUGGUGAACGCCAAAUUGCAAGAUGCUCUCCAAGAUCUAAAGGCACAAGGUGCCAAUGCCUACGUCCUAGACUUGCGAUCGAAUACUGGAGGUGCCUUUCAGAGUGCCGUAGAGAUCUCGGGACUCUUUUUUGAAGAUCGGGUGGCGACCUAUGUGUUGGACAGCAACAACGUGGAAUUGCCCUUUCGAACGACCACGGGAAAGGUCGCAAUUGAUCCCGAGGCACCCAUGGUGGUGUGGAUUGAUGGCAUGUCCGCCUCGGCUUCCGAAGUUUUGGCGGGAUCCUUGCAUGACAAUUGUCGGGCUGUCACCAUGGGCGACCAAUCCUUUGGCAAGGGAUUGAUUCAGGCUGUGUAUGGCUUGAAGAAUGGAGCUGGAUUGGUCUUGACCGUGGCGCGCUAUGUCACGCCCAAUGGAACCGACAUUCAAGGGACAGGCAUUACACCCGACAUCAAGGGAGAAAUGCCUGCUCCCGUUCAAAUACCAGUCUUGAGUUCCAACACUGCCAAGGUUGAUUUCAAUGAUAUUCGACAAAAGUUGGAUCCUUCCAUGUGUGCGAUACCACAAGAUCGGGUGCAAGCUCAGACGGCAGUGCAGUAG